CAAGCGAUGGCCAAGGCAUUGAAAGAGCACCGUUUUGACGACGCUUUGGAAAACGCUCGGACAGCCAUGGCUCUCGAACCAAAUAACGUGAUGAUCAAGGAAUUCGUGCGACUCUUGGAGGAAAAGCAAGCACUAGCUGAAACGGAUGACGACAGUGAUACAGAAGGUGCGACCACAGCACCUGCCGGAACGGCCGCUUCAGACGAAGAGAGCGAAGAUGAGGACGAGGACGGAACGGACGAGGGGGAGACGGAUGGGGAGGGGAGUGAAGAGAGCGAGGAAAGCGAGGAGGAUGACCCGGAGGUGCUGAACGCGCUAGAACGCCUGCGAUUAGCUGGGCCAGCCGACAUUGGCAAGCCUGGGCCUCGGCAGAUUACGCCCGCUAAGCGCUACGCCAUGCGUGCGUCUCUCCGCGCCAGUAUCAAGGAGCUGCUUUUGGCGGAGUUAGCCAAGGAGAUGGCAUUGGAGGACCCACUGCUGCGGAAGUGACAGCUGUCCUGACCUGACUUAUUGUGUGUCCCGCGGCCAUAGUCAUUGUCACGCUUUGAGCGCAUGAGAAGUGAGCAGGCAUAGGCGGCCUUAGUGCUUAGCCUCCGGGUUCGGUGGGCCGCGGAACGAAACUUUUAUCCAGUUCUGCUACACAAAAGAGGUUGGAAUAGCGCAAGCGGUUAUCGCGAUUUGGGGGCCUCCAGAUGAGGGGGCCAAGCCUAGGAUUCAAAAAGGGUCCUGACAGCGUGGCUUUCACUUGAUUUCACAGUGCAGCUUAGUAGUGGUGGUGGGAAGAUGGCAUGGGAUGGGGCCAAGCUGUAGCAGGUUGAAAGUGCUGCUCCUGCAGGAAGCUCCGGACGGGAGUUGCGAUCGCAGCCAUCUGGAGUGCGUGGCUAAGGGUUAUGGGAGGAGUGCGGAGGCUGUUCCCAUGGUUCCACGCUACUUGAACGAUGGCUGUUGCACGUGGGGCAAAGUAGAUUGUUUAAGAUCAGCAAAUAACCUGAAAGCUCACGGACUGUGGAGAUUGAUGGGGCCCCAUUUCGCCAAUGGGGUCGUGUUCGAGGGUUGAAGCAGAAGCUAUGAUGCUCUGCAUUGGGCCCAAACAUCCUGCUAUCAUUCAACCAAGAUUUUUGCUGUCGACAGUCACGAGCAGGCCAUUUUAAACUCCACGGGAAGG
Volvox carteri f. nagariensis is the source of this 1165-nucleotide messenger RNA. RefSeq lists its product as uncharacterized. The coding region runs from base 7 to 489 and encodes 160 amino acids. NCBI's taxonomy places the organism in Eukaryota, Viridiplantae, Chlorophyta, Chlorophyceae, Chlamydomonadales, Volvocaceae. The record is from RefSeq and is a predicted model, not a curated record. The transcript is spliced from 4 exons.